AUGAGCUUUCGACGUGCUUCGACACGUACUAAACCGCCCAAAGCAACGAUAAAAAUCCUUUGUGUCGGUGAUGGCUCGAUUGGAAAAACAUGUUUAUUGACUGUAUUCGCUACAAAUGAGUUUCCAACGACUUACGAACCAACUGUGUUUGAUAAUUUCGCAUGUGUCAUGCAUCGAAAUGCCAAUACAUCAUAUAACCUCGAACUAUUCGAUACGGCUGGCCAAGAAGAAUGGGAACAGUUACGUCGAAUGAUGUAUGCUAAUACCGAUGUAUUUUUGGUAUGUUAUUCAUGCAUGCAACCGUCAUCAUUCGAUAACAUCGAAAAGAAAUGGAUGCCCGAUGUUCGUAGUCAUGAUCCAUCCAGUCUCGUUAUUCUUGUUUCACUUUGUAUCGAUUUACGUACUCAAAAUAACUCGUUGAAUCCUCCGCCUGAUCUCAUAUCUCCAUCGAUGAUAACAACUCGACAGGGUGCAGAACUAGCCAAACGUUUAAAAUGCAAUGCUUUUGUUGAAUGUUCAUCAAUGCUGCGUUUUCACGUCCGAGAAGUGUUUGAAUGCGCCAUUGACGUGUUCGAACGCGAUUAUCAACUGUUUUCGGAGGAGCAUUGUAAUGAUCAUCGUCAAUGUCGCACUUGGCUGUGUUGCUUAAUGUGCUGUUCAUCGAAAAAAGCGAAAGAAGCGAGAAAGAAAUUUGACAAGUCAGAUCAAUAUUCUCAUAAAUCAGAAUAA
Messenger RNA from Adineta ricciae, 729 nucleotides. The record is from the annotation of a GenBank genome assembly. Lineage: Eukaryota; Metazoa; Rotifera; Eurotatoria; Adinetida; Adinetidae.